Messenger RNA from Cutaneotrichosporon cavernicola, 3753 nucleotides. RefSeq lists its product as uncharacterized. The record is from RefSeq and is a predicted model, not a curated record. The transcript is spliced from 7 exons. NCBI's taxonomy places the organism in Eukaryota, Fungi, Basidiomycota, Tremellomycetes, Trichosporonales, Trichosporonaceae. Bases 1 to 3753 code for a protein of 1250 amino acids.
AUGCAGCGGUGGCCCACGCUCAGCCACACCAAAGCCUUCGUGCCCCGCACGCCCGUCGGCGGGGCCCAACCUGUGCACCUGCCGUUAUCACCCACUGUGACUGGGUUCGCAACGUACACUCCGAGCCCGCCCAAUCGACCUCCGUCGCCCAUGUUUGGGCCGCUGAAGAACAAGUUCUUCUACGUUCAGCAUGCGGGUGUGGAUGAGACAGAGCGUGUCCGCAUCGAGACGUAUAUUAAAGCGAUGGAGGGCACGGUCAUGCCCCAUCUCAAGGGCUGGCAUAUCCUUCCUGCUUUAAUCCUCGUCUCUCCGCCGCGGGACAAGAUCAUUCGCCGAUUCCGUGUGAAGGAGCCCGACAACGUUCACCUUAAAGAGGAACACGAGCUCACUCCCGCCCACAGACGGCAUCGCGUCGAGAUGCUCGACAGUAUCCUCGACGUCGAGAAGGACCAGUCGCCGCAGUACCUUCGCCUCCGGAAUGCUCCACCUCCCGAAACCCUCGACUGCGAGGCCAUCGUCUCCCUGUAUGGCCUCAUCAACGACACCCCGCACGAGAGGGCGCCCGAAGGGCCGCCGUACGAUGAUGAGCCGCGGCGCUGGGUUACGGGUACUGGCAAUCGCAGCUGGCGAGUCUUCGACGUCCAGUGGUUUUAUGACUACGAGAAGCAGACGACAUGGGAGGCAGUGCACAACUUCCGCGACCACUACGAGAUCACUGGUCGCUGGGUGCCAGCUCGCGCCGGUACGGCACCGUCGGCCGGCAUGGUGCACUCAGUUGAGCCGGAGCCUCUUCAGUCCGUCACAGCGUCUGUGGGACCACACCCCUCGCAUUCGGCAACGGAGAUGGUUGCGGUGACUAUCUCAGCCGCGGAAAACGCACCUGAUCCCACUCCUUGUGAUCCAACGUUGCCUCUCGUUUACUCUGCACCGACUCACUCUCCGACGCCGGCGCCUCCGGUUUUCACUACACCGCCGCCCCCCGCUUCAAUGUCACUGCGACCCCUCCUGACUCCAGCGCCUCCCUCCUUGACGACGGCUCUGGCGCCAACGAAUACGUCGGCAACUUCUCCUCCGCCUUGCAGUGCAUCUCCUCCCCCAUCCUCACCUUCUCCUGGUGGCCCCGUCUCGCCAAUCGCGGUUGAGGUGGAGGGAUCGACAUCACUCUCCGCUUUCAUCGAUCCCCAGGCCACGUCACCGCCUCCAGACAGCCCUCUCAUCCCGCCACUGCUUAAUACAAUCCUUCCUGCUACGCCGCAAGUCAAGGAGCUGGGCUCUCCCACACUUUCCGUCCUGGGUAUGCCAUCCAAGUCGGCCAUCCCGCAGUCAUCGCCGACAGAGCCAUCACCAACUGAGUCACUGCCGACCGAAACAACCUUCGCCGUCAUCGCGCCUCCUCCGACUCCUCCCCUUCAGUGCCUCUUUUUUCCUCACCUGGCCUCUGCUCCUACAUCUGCCCCGCCAUCCUCUCCAAACCGUGAACUCAUCUCCCUCAGGUACCUGGCAAGUGAGGGCAGCUCGAGUCCGGAAAACCCGAUGGACGCUGCCAGAGGUAGUCCCACCCAGCUCCAGGCAAGUCUUCCAGCAGUUCCUACAAUGGUCGACGAGGAGCAGUACGCGGCGGCUUGUCCAGGAAUGCCGGUCGCUUUGAGCUCUUCCAACGAGCGCCCCGCCGAGGUUCAUGCGAUGGAGGGGCCGGCUGUACCUCCUUCCGUGACAGCACAAGACGAUUGGGUUUCAGAUCUGCAAGACCCUCCGCCGCCUUCGAGCCCGCCGUACUCUCCUCAACUUGAGGCCACAUGGCUCAACGAAAACCCCGAGGUCACACGCUCUCCCACGUUCGGGCCUCUUGAUCUUGCUGGUCUCGAGUCUCCCAACCCUGACAUCGCUCUCGAUCUUCCCAACCCUGUAGUCGCCCCCAGCGACGGCUCCAGCAGCAUUACCGAGGUUGAGGAGGAGAUGCGUUCGGCAGAGAGCGACAAGAUGGUGGCAGAUGAGAGUGACGAGGUGGUUGCGGCCGAGAGAGAGGAGACGCCGGCAACCCGGAACGACGAGAUGGUAGGGGAGGAGAGCGACGAGAUGAUGGAUAUCGACCCAUUUGUCGAGCCUCUGCCCGCCUCUGAUGUUCCACCACCAUCAUCGAUGGUCGCCGAGAACCUCACCAUCCCAGACGCUGCCCUUGAGACACCAGUCCCGGUGAUCCCUCUUACAUCCACAGAGUCGCCAUCGGGCUCAUCGCUCACACCGUCGCCUCCAUCUCCUAGGCCAGCACGUCACAGUCCCCUCGCCAUUACAGCUGCGAUGCCGCCGAUUUCGCCCACCAAGCAUAUCUUCGCUCCCGCUGGAGCUCCAUUACGACUCGUCCUGGUCGGAUGUAGUGUGGCUUUCCGCCGGGCGUUGGAGGCCAACGGCGCGUACAUUACAACCAUCCAAGAGAGUCCCCAUUUCGUGGUGCUUCACCUCAAGUCCGGCGAGACCGUCGACACUUACCCAGACCUCCUCACUCAGCAGGCCCAGUUCUCGAGCCCUUUCCACGUGAAUGUCGUCACCUCUCAGUGGGUGUUCAACUGUAUCUCCGCAGACGAUCUCUGUGAUUGGCGACGUCACAAGGUGACGGUACCAGUGCCGGCACUGGCAUUACCGACCCCGACCAAGUCAAGCCCAUCAUCGCCAAUCAAGGGGAGCCCUUCAUCCUCCCCUCUCCAACCCCCGCCGUUCGUCACCGCAAAGCCACCGCCAGUCUCGUCGACGAAGCCCACCAAGGCAUCCACCAGCACGAAGGGAAAUCUACAAAAGCCUGUCGACUAUCGCGACGUGGACUCAGACCCGCCGGAAAUGGGCAGCGGCGACGGAGGUAUUGUUGAGGACGAGCGCGAUCUCGCCCACGGGCGCGAUCCUCUCGACAACGGACGUUCAAGCCUUUUGACGUCUCCACCAUACGCUAAGAACGACUCACUUCCCCUCAUUCUUACCGCCGCUGACGACGAUCACGAGGGGGAGCCUGUGGAGCCCGUGGAGCCUGUGGAGCCUGCCGAGCCGGGAGGGGCUGAGGAGAUACCGGAGCCAACCUGGCAGAAGCCAUCUCACCGUGCCGCCACUCUUGCCAUGGUUGCAGCACUCAAUGGGAUGCCCAGCCAAUCAGAGGUCACGGAACGCGACUUCAUGAAGCGCAAGUUUGGUGUGGAUGGGGCCGCAUUGGCAGCCAGCACCAUUAGGAGGCAGUACAACGGAUUCUUAAACCAGCAGUGCGUCGGGUAUCGGCGGAGGAUUUUCGGCGACGGCGGUCCCAAUUGUCAUGUCGGACCUGCCGUAGGUGUACCAGCAACGGAUGUUGAGGAGCCUCUCUGGGCCUCGGCUGGCCACAAGGAGGCUGUCGAAGCGCUCAUUGCGGCCGUCUGCGCCUUUCCGGAGCCGAUCAAGACUUCACUCUACAAAUGGCUCUCGAAUGCGACUUUCGGGCCCACUGCCGUCAAAGGAGUAUCGUUUUACCCCCAGUACAAGUACUACCUCAAGCAGAGGGUCCCGAGCAUCGAGGCGAUGUUUGCGUACGACCGUUCCUCUAAUGCCAGUGGCCCAUACGCACAGCCCCGUCACUUUGACGCUCCUGGCACCAACAAAGACAGUGAAGACGAGUGCGACAACAUGGAUGAUCAUCACCUGGACGACGAACCUGUGCCUGAACUGGAGUGGAAGCAGCAGCAGCGUGUGCCAAACCUGGAGGCCAUGUUCCUGUAUUCGAGCAAUCGCCGUGGAUAG